Messenger RNA from Pseudozyma hubeiensis SY62, 867 nucleotides. RefSeq lists its product as hypothetical. The transcript is spliced from 2 exons. Gene Ontology annotation, cellular component: nucleus; cytosol. Gene Ontology annotation, biological process: chaperone-mediated protein complex assembly; protein folding. NCBI's taxonomy places the organism in Eukaryota, Fungi, Basidiomycota, Ustilaginomycetes, Ustilaginales, Ustilaginaceae. The record is from RefSeq and is a predicted model, not a curated record. Gene Ontology annotation, molecular function: protein-folding chaperone binding; Hsp90 protein binding. Bases 1 to 867 code for a protein of 288 amino acids.
AUGUUGACCAUCAACGUGCCCAACCUCCCCUCAUCAACCAAGUUCGACCUCACCUCCACCGGCUUCACCUUCAACGCCUCGGUCGGCGACGAAUCCAAAAACAUCCCAAACAAGACCUACUCCUUCUCGCUCGACUUUUUCGACGAGAUCGACGUCGAAUCCUCCAAAACCCACCUCAACUCCAAGUGCCUCUACGCCGUCCUCCGCAAGAAGACGCCCAAGGAGGAGUACUGGCCCAGGUUGACAAAGGACAAGGUCAGGCUGCACAACGUCAAGACCGAUUUCGACAAGUGGGUCGACGAGGACGAGCAGGACGAUGCCGAGGAGGAUCUCAGCGGCGGAAUGGGCGGUAUGGGUGGUAUGGGUGGAAUGGGCGGUAUGGACCCGGCGAUGAUGGGGAUGGGCGGUGCGGGAGGGUUGGAUCUGCAGAGCAUGAUGGCUCAGAUGGGCGGAGGAGGUAUGGGAGGCAUGCCCGGUAUGGGUGGAAUGCCCGACUUUGGCGCCGAGGACGACGACGAUGAGGAUGAUGGCGAUGUCGAGGACGCUCCGGCUGCCGAGGUGGCUUCGGACGAGGCAAAAAGUGUACUUACCAACGCUAACAAUCGGAUGUCUAUACGGCAUCAACCCAACGCUAUAAUUGAACAACCCCCUGCCAUGGAAGAACGGCAGUGUAAAUCCAAACAGCGCCUGGAACUUCUUCUGCACCCAAUAGAUCCUCGUACCCUCUUCAUUGCUCAGCUGCUCGUAAACGUCGUUCUCUCCAAACGAAAACACCGGCACCAGAUCCGCCCCGUUUCGUAUCGCGAUCUUGAUGAAACCCAACCUUCUCUUCAACGUCAAAUCCGCCGUUCCCGGAUGAGCCGCUAA